Molecule: messenger RNA, 1918 nt
Organism: Rhododendron vialii
Lineage: Eukaryota; Viridiplantae; Streptophyta; Magnoliopsida; Ericales; Ericaceae
Product: probable protein phosphatase 2C 38
Exons: 5
Coding region: 595-1788 (397 amino acids)
Biological process (GO): protein dephosphorylation
Molecular function (GO): cation binding; protein serine/threonine phosphatase activity
Source: RefSeq, a predicted model, not a curated record
ACAUGGCCACGGAAAAAACAAAACAGAAAACAAAGGAACAAUAGAGAGAGAGAGAGAGACAUUGAAUUAGAGAGAAAAUAGGAGCAUCCAAAACAAACCAAAAAAAUUUGUCAGAGAAGCUCUAGUUUAAAAACCCUCUUCCUCCCACCUCUCCAUCAUCCCAGAUCUCUUCUGACACCAAUCCAAAAGAUCUUCUGCCAUAAAAUUCCAAAACCCUUUUUUCUUAUCCAUUUGAUCCUCCUGAUCUGUGAACAAACUCUGUCACCAUCGAAUCUUUAUUGUGUUUUUACAGCUAAGGCUGUUCUUGAACAGGCAAACACACCAUGGAUGGUCCAAAGAGGUUCGACCCAGGUUCAAGAUAUUAAUGGUGUCUGGGUCCUGUAGUGGUGGUGGGUAUAUAGUUUCUGGAAUUGGGGUUGUGGGUUUGGAGCAUAAGCAAAAACUGGACUUGAGGUUGGGUUUGUGUCUUGUUCUUGAUCUGGGUAUGAUGAAUAUCUUGUUUGCUGGUUCUUUUGGAUGAUAUGUAAAUGUAUAUGUAAAGGUUUGUAAUUUUGGUUUGGUUAAGGAUUUGGUUCACUUGGGCUAUAUAUUUGUAUGUGUAAGAACUUAGUGGUGUUUGAAAAAAUGAUUAAACCAUGUUGGAAAACGUCCGUCGAGGGAGACGGAAGCCGCUGGGGGGGCAGAGACGGAAGUCGUCAAGGCGGAGAUCCUAAUGGUCGAGUUGAUGGUUUAAUGUGGUAUAAGGAUUUGGGAUACCAUCUAAACGGAGAAUUUUCAAUGUCAGUAAUACAAGCCAAUGGUUUGUUGGAGGACCAUAGCCGGUUAGAAUCAGGUCCAUUGAGUUCUCUCAGUUCAGGGCCUCAUGGGACAUUCAUUGGAGUUUACGAUGGACAUGGAGGACCUGAGACAUCCCGGUUCGUGAACGAGAACUUGUUCCUCAAUCUUAAAAAAUUUGCCUCUGAGCAUCAAGAGAUAUCGGCUAAUGUAAUUAAAAAGGCAUUCUUGGAAACCGAAGAGCAGUUUCUCACUAUUGUAAAGCAGCAGUGGGUUGAUAAGCCUCAAAUUGCAUCAGUGGGAUCAUGUUGUUUGGUGGGUGUGAUAUGCAAUGGACUUUUGUAUGUUGCAAAUGCUGGAGACUCCCGCGUGGUGUUAGGGAGAGCAGAGAAGUCUGUUAGAGGUGCCACAGCUAUUCAAUUGUCGACAGAACACAAUGCAAGUAUCGAAUCAGUGAGAGACGAGCUUCGCUCAUUGCAUCCCCAUGAUUCACAGAUUGUGGUUCUAAAACACAAGGUUUGGCGGGUGAAGGGACUCAUACAGGUUUCAAGAUCCAUUGGUGAUGCGUAUCUGAAGAAGGCAGAGUUCAACAGAGAACCUCUAUUGGCAAAGUUCAGACUCUCUGAACCCUUCUCGAAGCCAAUCCUUAGUCCAGAGCCUUCAAUCUUUAUCCACAAACUCAAUCCCAAGGAUCAAUUUCUCAUAUUCGCCUCCGAUGGUCUGUGGGAGCAUCUUUCCAACCAGGAGGCUGUCGAUAUCGUUAACAAUUGCCCGCGUAGUGGAAUUGCUAAGAGACUUGUCAAAGCUGCACUUCGGGUAGCGGCCAAGAAAAGAGAAAUGAGAUACACGGACCUGAAGAAGAUCGAUCGAGGGGUGAGGAGGCAUUUCCACGACGACAUUACUGUUGUAGUUGUGUUUUUAGAUCAGGCUGUGAUGAAUAGGAAUUCCUCUCGUAGUUGCAGUGUUUCAAUCAAAGGAGGUGGAGGUGUACCCACCAACCCUGUGAAGUCCUAGUCCACCAUAACCCAUUCCAAUAUUCUCUCUCAAAUUUUUCAUUCCAUUUUCCUUUCUUUUACUCAUUUCUGUAACUAUUUUGUGUCAUCUGGUUUUAUGGGCUGUGUUCAUCUGGUUUUGUUGGGUCAAA